This is a messenger RNA of Siniperca chuatsi (mandarin fish), 1752 nucleotides long. Its product is annotated as growth/differentiation factor 8. Gene Ontology annotation, cellular component: extracellular region. Bases 51 to 1193 code for a protein of 380 amino acids. NCBI's taxonomy places the organism in Eukaryota, Metazoa, Chordata, Actinopteri, Centrarchiformes, Sinipercidae. Gene Ontology annotation, biological process: SMAD protein signal transduction. The record is from RefSeq and is a predicted model, not a curated record. The transcript is spliced from 2 exons. Gene Ontology annotation, molecular function: cytokine activity; growth factor activity.
UGGACAAACACUGCUGCACUCUCAAACCAAACCUAUCAGGCAGGCACACCAUGGUCAGAUCACUCACACUCAUCUCCUGCACGCUGCUGCUCCUCGUCUCCUUCUCCAGCUCAGGGGAGAGCCGGCCUCACAUGGCCCACGAAGGCACACCUGAUGUGGACAGAAUGGACAGCCAGAGGGUCCUGCUUCUGGAGGCGGUGAAGACGGGGAUCCUCAGCUCAUUGGGUAUGGACAAGGGGCCCAGGCCAACCCAAAAGGCCUCGGAGGAAGAGCUGAGGGCGAUGUAUAAGCUCUACAGGGAAAAACUGAGAGAGAUGAGAGGAAACUCCAGCCAGACGAUGAGGGAAACCUGGCAAUCCACCAUGUCUACUGUGCUCUUUCCAGCUACAGUGGAGCCAAAAAAAGUGCUUCGGAGGGGAGAACACCCACAGUCAGGUCAAUGCAUGCAGUGGUACAGAGCUGUUUUCCAUAAGAACCCCAAUAUCCAGACUGAAGUGACACUAGUUCGGGCUGAGCUGAAGAUUUCCAGGCAGGUUUUAAACAAACCCACUUCAGUUCAGCCUGAGGUAAGACGAGAGGUUCAAGUUAAAGUCGACAGGAGGAAGCCGAUAAACUCUGCUGCAUGGACACACAUAGACUCACCAGUCCAUGCCAAUGUGUCAAGCACUCAAGAUGUGAUGCUGGACAUUAGCCCUGAGGUGGAGAAGUGGAUGAGGACUGACGACGGUCAGGCACUGGUUGUGGAUGUAGGGAUAGUUGUGGGUGGAAAAGAUGCCCUGAAGGUAAAUCCAACGAUUUCGCUGGAGUUGGGCCUCACAAACCAGCCCAAACCAGCCCGGAAGAAGAGGCUGCCUCGCUCCAACAAGGAAGAUGUCUGCGAUGAACAAGGAUGGUGCUGCCGGAAGUCCAUCACCGUGUCCUUCAAAGACAUCGACUGGACAGACUGGGUGGUGGCCCCAGCUGAGUACACGAUGCAUUUCUGUGACGGCACCUGCCCCCACAACUACAAGCCGGCAAGCAUGCACACGCAGGUGAAGUCUCGGCUGCACCAGAUUACCAAAGGAGAGACCCCUCGCCCCUGCUGCGUGCCGGCUGCCUACGAGCCCAUGGUCCUCAUGCACUAUGACAGUAGGGGAAAGUUGAAGCUAACUCCUUUCAAUGACUUGAUUGUCAGUAAAUGUCACUGUGCCUGAGGAAAAAAAAUGCAAGUGGAUUUUUCUUUUUUUUUUACUUUAAACCCUAACAUUUGGGAGAGCAUUGCCACUAGAAAAAUAUGUUACAUGGUGUAAAAAACAAAAACAAAGACGUGUUCUUAAAUUUACAUUUUAUCAGUGCCGCAUAUGUAGUGUUUUUCGCUGGUUAACUAAAUUACAAUUGCAAUUAUCCACUAUUACUUUAUUUUGAAGAUAAAAAAACAUGUUACUGCUGCACAGAUCCACUGUUUUGUUUUGCACUGUGGAUCAAGCAGUAGAUCUGUCCAUUCAUAACUUUUUAACAUUAUUUAUUUUAAGUUCUAUUUAUGGUCCUAAACUAAUAUUUGUGUUUUGUUAUUGUUUUAUGUUACAGCAUAUUUUAGUACUACUUACUAUGGAAUUUUAUUGCCAUUUAUUAUUUAAAGUACCGUAGUUAUUUUGUUUGUCUUAUAUAUUUCAAUAUACGAAGACCAAAAAUAAAUGUUCUGAUUUAUUCAUGCUGAACUGUUGCACUUGAAUAUAUCAACAUGUACAUUUCAUAAUAAACACAUGAGCAUGA